This is a messenger RNA of Cylindrotheca closterium, 1344 nucleotides long. The record is from the annotation of a GenBank genome assembly. NCBI's taxonomy places the organism in Eukaryota, Bacillariophyta, Bacillariophyceae, Bacillariales, Bacillariaceae.
AUGACCGAAGCCACUAUUGACGAAAGCGCUUUGAUUGCAAUCACAACUGAUCAUAGCAAGACUUCUGUGUCUUCUGAAGUGUCACGAGAAUCUCAAGAAAAGGAUGACAUAUCGACUUCGCAUAGGUUUUCUGAACGCUCAGACUUCGGUUUGGCUGCUAGAUAUCCUGAAAAGAGAGUCUCAAGUGAGACAAAAGUUGGCCUAACCGACGACGAAGAAGAGAGCGAACAAAGCGAUCAGUUUGAUGCUGAUGUAGAACCCUCAACACCAAUCCAAGCUCCACGGCGCCAUACUUUUAUGGCUCCCGCAUCAGAAGAAAUGGUUAACAGGUACAAAGGCAUGGUCAAAAGUCGAUCUCUAUAUGGCAAUAUCUACGAAGAUGGUGUUCUCCGCAGCAGUGAUUUCUAUGGAGAUUCUAAACUGAUCCCUUUUGAGGAGGCAGAAAGGCCGGAUCCGAACUUGUCCAAGUAUCCACAUUCGGCCCCUACCUCAACCAAGAAGAAGGAAAGCCUUCGAAGGAAGUUUGACAACUCGGAUCUCCCGGCAAACAUUGCGAGGCCCGGUGAUUGGUUGGGAUCUCCGACUGCUUCCACCAGAAAGAGCUAUACUAUCAAGCCAAAGGGUGUGGCGCCUCCUCCAUCACCACCUGAAGAUAAUAAUGUUGAUGAACCAGGUGAUGAUGACCUUGCCACUCCCAAGUCUGAAAGGCCUGAAAUGAAGAAGAACGUUUUGGAUCCCCCAUUUUCAGCUUCUCCGGCAAUUGGUGGUGGUCGAAGGGCUGUCAUGAGCAAUGGUGCUUAUCAAAAAUCCAGCGCUUCCUCAGCCCGUCUCAGUAUGCCAACAGACAGCUCAGAUCCUAGUGUUCAAAAGUACAAGGACAUGCUGAGAGCAAAGGCUUUCUCGAUAAGUGACUUCCAUGGAACCAGCGAGGAAUCUGGGGUGAGACCUCCGGAUAUCCUUCCCUUGUCGUCUCCAAUAGUCUCUUCCAAGAAAAAGUCGUUUGGGCACAAAUGGGGUGCUCCAGACCCCAAUGAUGAAAUGCAAGCAAGACCAACGGAUUUCUUGGGCUCUCCCAUAGUCAAGCGUAGAAGUUAUGUCAUCAAGGGCGAUAUCUCGUCAGCAAUGAUGACAUCUCCUGUAUCUGUAAUGGUGGCUGGUGGCACAUCUGCUGCUCCCAUCAAAAGGGCGUCCAUGCCAGUGAUUUCGUCGAGUUCUUCCAUGCAUAGUCACGAGGGCGACAAGUCAACGCCGUUUGGGUCACCAGCGAAUGGUCCAAGGAAGGGAGGCAAGAGAGUGUCUGCUCUGUUGCAGAGAUUCGAGUCCUCCAAGCAGCUGGAUGUAUAG